CGCAGAGCCUCGGUGUACACAAGCCAGCACACCGCCAAGCCUCCACCGCUAUACGCCCAGUUUAUUUUUAAUUGAAACCCUUUACUCCCGCCCGCAGGCCCUGCUGCAGGACGAGGAUGACUGGGAAGACCCAGACCAGCAACGUGACCAACAAGAAUGACCCACGCUCCCUCAACUCCCGCGUCUUCAUCGGCAACCUCAACACAGCUGUGGUGACAAAGGCUGACAUCGAAGCCAUCUUUGCCAAAUACGGCAAGAUAGUGGGCUGCUCGGUGCACAAGGGCUUCGCCUUCGUUCAGUAUGUCACUGAGAGAAACGCACGGGCAGCUGUAGCUGGGGAGAAUGCCAGAGUCAUUGCUGGACAGUCACUAGAUAUCAACAUGGCAGGAGAACCAAAACCAUACAGGCCCAAGAUGGGCUCCAAGAGACCCCUCUCAUCUCUCUACAGUGGCUAUGAGUUUGACUAUGACUACUACAGAGAUGAUUUCUACAGCAGGCUCUUUGAGUACCACGGCCGUGUUGUGCCCCCGACCCGAGCGGUGAUCCCCAUCAAACGUUCACGACCAGUCGUCCCAUCCACUCGCAGAGCCAAAUCCUCUUUUCCAGUCAGGGCCUGUUCUUCCUCUUCUUCCUCCUCCUCUUCUUUGUCAUCCCGAGCACUCAACAUUGGCUCAUCCAUCACUGGUCCAAAACUGAAAACAGACCAACUCCUAACCAUCAAGAGGGAACUGUCACAGAUCAAGACGAAAAUCGAUUCACUGCUCGGAAGAUUGGAGAAGAUUGAGAGGCAGCAUCGCUCUGACGCUGAUAUGCCAAGGAAACCAGAGGAGGUGUGUGAGUGUCUCCAUGGAGAUGUGGCAGACAACUCUGGCGACGAGGAAGCAGAGGGGACAGCUGAGGUGGAGGCGGGGGAGAUGACGGACGGCGGUGAAGACGAUUUUGAAGAUGAAGGCACCAGCGACAUGAUAGAGAGCCACAUAUCAGACAUCGACAACUGAGGACGAUCGGGAAAGAAAGAAGCAAGAAGUACAAUAGGUUGUGAGAACAGAUACCAGCAAAACCUUCUUAGUCAAGGAGUUUGACAUUAGGGGAAAUAAUAAAGGAAGCACCUGAUGGAAGAGGAAGAGGUUUUCAGACUUAAUUGUAGCUCGUUUGCCUCAUGAAAACAUGACACUCCGGAUGUGUGCUUCAUCAAAAUGCUGGGUUUGAAUAUUCUCCAGACUACUGCAAGAUCAGCUGCAAAGAGCAAUCAAUAGUCUCGCCUCAGAAUGAUUGCUUUCCUGAAAACAUAUGGACAAUACAGUAUAUUGUGUGCUUAAUAUAUUAUGGUCUGUAUUGUGCAUAAACAUACAGUUAUUGUAACCAGAUGAAAACAAAAUGAUCUCCUUUGUUGUACCUCAAUGUUUGUUUCUAUUUCUGUGCAUUGAAAACUGUGAUGAGCCAAUUUGGAGGCAGAGAGUAAAAUCUGAACGUAAGAGAAACAUUUUUUUUGGGAACUGACGAUGUGCUUUGUUUUAUUUCUACAUUUGGAUAAAAUGUACAUGAUGUAGUUAAUUCAAAAUGUCUCAACAUUGUAUUGUAUGCAUAUAAUUUUGUCUUUAGUCGUACAUGAUAAGAAGCAUUUUGAAUUGUUUGCACUGUUUAUGGUAAUCAAAAGAUAAGUCUCUCCUAUCAGCAUGUCAGAGUUGUGAUUAUUCUGGAUCAUUUGUAUUCAUUGCAUCUGUUGUACAGCCAUGGAUGAUAAGGGUUUUCGACAUAAACCUAAUCCCACUCUACAAACUGUGU
Molecule: messenger RNA, 1785 nt
Organism: Melanotaenia boesemani (Boeseman's rainbowfish)
Lineage: Eukaryota; Metazoa; Chordata; Actinopteri; Atheriniformes; Melanotaeniidae
Product: RNA-binding Raly-like protein
Exons: 9
Coding region: 117-998 (293 amino acids)
Cellular component (GO): nucleus
Molecular function (GO): RNA binding
Source: RefSeq, a predicted model, not a curated record